CAUCUGUCAUAAAGUUUACAAAAAAUAAAUUGUGAGUUGAAUUGAAAGCCAUUGUAAUGACUGAAUCGUUUGAUCGCAACGAACUGAUCGGCCAAAGCAUAGCCAACAAUAAGUAUGUAUUGACUGAAUACAUAGAUUCCGGUUCUUUCAGUUAUAUAUUCAAAGUAAAAGAGAGAAACUCAUCCAACAAUUUAGUGGUCAAACUGGAGUCGUUUGAAACAAAUAGUCCACAAUUGGGUCACGAGUUUGCCAUUUAUCAGUUGUUAAGAUAUCAAUGCAGUCAUCAAUCAAUACCAAAGACAUACUUUUUCGGCGAAUUUCUCACAUAUAAAGCUCUUAUAUUAGAAGAGUUGGGUCCAAACAUUGCUACAGUUUUUAAUAAUUGUAACAAAAAAUUUACUGUUAAAACAAUAACCCUUUUGGCCAUUCAAAUGAUGAAAAUCUUUGAAUACGUUCACAGCAGACGUGUUAUUUACAGAGAUGUCAAACCAGAAAACUUGUUAUUAGGUCUGUCCAACACAAGUGCCAAAAAUAUACUACAUUUGAUAGACUUUGGUUUAGCUAAAGAGUAUAUCGAUAUAAAUGGUGAACACAUACCAUAUAAAGAGGGCGUCGGUAUGAACGGUACGGCCAGAUAUAUGAGUAUCAAUACUCACUUAUAUCAGGAACAAAGUCGUAGGGAUGACAUGGAAGCCAUCGGAUAUUUACUAAUAUAUCUGUUAAGAGGACAUUUGCCGUGGAGUGGACUCAAUAUUGACGAAACCAUUGAUCGCUUUGCAAAGAUUGGAGAAAUUAAACAAAACACAAGUCUUGAAACUCUCUGCGAUGGCUUUCCUCAUGAGUUUUGUCUUUAUCUACAAACUGUUCGUUCACUUAAUUUCACUGAAGAACCAAAUUAUAAGUCUUUAAUCGCUAUGUUUGAACAAUUACUGACCAAAAUGGGAGUCACUAAUGAUAAUAUGUAUGACUGGAAUGACCCGACUAUUAAAAACGAAAUUUUAAACAAAAGUUCAAAAAAUAUUUCUAAGUCUGUCUCAAAAAUAACUCUUAAAGACCAAAAUAAUUGA
Oppia nitens is the source of this 1067-nucleotide messenger RNA. RefSeq names its product casein kinase I-like. Gene Ontology annotation, molecular function: ATP binding; protein serine/threonine kinase activity. The coding region runs from base 57 to 1067 and encodes 336 amino acids. Gene Ontology annotation, biological process: signal transduction; endocytosis; peptidyl-serine phosphorylation. The record is from RefSeq and is a predicted model, not a curated record. Lineage: Eukaryota; Metazoa; Arthropoda; Arachnida; Sarcoptiformes; Oppiidae. The transcript has a single exon. Gene Ontology annotation, cellular component: plasma membrane; cytoplasm; nucleus.